GUUAGUAAGAAAACUUCUUUCAACCGGCGAACAUCUGUGUCGUGUCCAACUGUGUGUUUUGUUGUUUUAUUUGACGUCAGAUUACAUGUAGCAUUGUCGUUAAAACAGAAGGUGAAUUUAGUGUUCGAAUAGAAUUUAGUACGCAAACAAUAUCCGUACUUUAAGUAGAGUGAAAAACAGCGAAAAUGAUGACAAUAAGUGAAAGUCAGUUCUCCUCAAACAAAAUGUCGAGUAUUCACAAGAUUAAUGACCGGGUGGUUCACAAGGAUGCAUUCGAUGACGUCAACACUUCAUCAAGUGUGAACAGCACACUCAUCACCAAGCGGGGUUUCAAGCCUUCGGAUAUGUUCGAUCCUAAAAAAAAGGAAUUCCUUACAAACCUCAGUUAUAAAUUGUUCCCUGUAAGUUGGAAUGAUGCUGAGCUUCAGGACCUCGUCCUACCUGAAGAACCUCUCGACGAUUUGGAGAACAAACCAAUAAUUGUUGGUGACAAGGAGGUGGAUCUGAACAAGAUAUUCACACCAGCGCCAGAUGCUGAGGAGCAUAUCAUCAAGAAAGACCGGAAAUUCGAAAAGACAUUCGCCUCUUCAGCGUUCUACGUGCCUGGUGUGCAUCCAACAGUGAAGCAGCAAAUGGACUUGGCGCGAGCGAUAUCCAAGUCGCUCUCUGACUCCAGCAACCAGAUGUCCAAGGGCCAGAGUAUGUACGUCAACAGGAAGAAACGUUCAGUUAAAUGGGUUCAUGAAGGAAGAGGGAGAAAUACUUCAAACACGAGCACAGCACCAACACCGGUCGCCAACCAUGACACUCCGUACAGGCCGCCAUCUAACGCCCGAAACCAGAAAACGUACCCAAAAUCGGCGCUCAAACAUACUUCCAAUAUUCCCAAAAUGGAACCGUUCCCGAUUUCACCACCAAUGUACAAUCUAAAAGACUUAGAUAUUCCUGUUACGCUUGCACCAACUAAACUGAAUGAUGUGUACGCUUCGCCAAAAAGCCCACAUUUACCUUUAGUUUCUGGUCCUAAUUUCAACGUAGCGCCUCGCGGUUGGGGUGAAAUGCAAAAUUAUUACCGACCCGUCGCACUAGAUGGCGUUGGACAAGUAACGCGUGGGUACACAGAUUAUUAAUGUUAACAUUUCGCUCUAGAGGAAAUUGGUUGAAAUUUUGUGAAGGAUGCUGGCUCUAAAAAGUCACAAUAUUGGCGAUAAGGAAACAAAGAUAAAAAUAUUAAUUAUUAUUAAGUAUAUUUUAUAACAUUAAUCUGUUAGUCUUUACAACUAGUCAUAUUUUAUUAAAUUUGUUAUUUAUUUUAUGUUUGUUUUGUUAAAUAGGCAACAAUAUAAUGUAAAAAGCGAUAAUCAGCUGAAUAUUGCGUUUCAUAAAUGACCACGACAAAAAUAUAUCAAAUAAUUGUUCAUUACAAUUUAUUGUCAACAAUGUUUAUUGUUAACUUUUGUUUAAGUUAAUGCAAUUUUUUUGAUAAAUACAAAUUCUCGAACCUUUAUAUUAUGUCCAAUAUUGGAAUAUUGUAAAACCUUUUCGUCUCUACAUAAAAAAACAGUCAGGGACUGUCAGAAAUUUCAUCUUAAUUUGGUAUACCUACAUAUUUUUAGUCUUAAGUUAACUACUUAAUGUUAUACCUAUUACUUUUGCAAUGUCUUGAUAUUGUGAUUAAUAGUUAUUUAUGCAACUGUUGUGUAAUAACACGAAUGUGUAUUUACAUUCGUGUUUUAAUACCAAAUUAUCAACAGUUGCAUACAAGACUUUAUCUACACCCAGAAUAUGAAUCCUCUAAAAGCUUACUGCUAACACUAAAAUACCAGUCCUCGUAGUAACCUAAUAUCAUUCCUUACUGAUUAUAAAUACAUAUAAACUAAGUAUUGAAACAAUUAUUUAUUUUAGUAGUAAUUUACAUUUUGUAUAGUGUAAUAAUUAAAAUUCACUCGAAUAUAAUGCCCUUUUGCAGCGUUUAAAAUGAAUCGCUCAUUUUUUGUAAACAAAACAAUAAAAAUAUCGAAGCAAAAUGGCGGGGAUUCGAAUAACCUACUUUGUUUUACGGCGCGCGACGUUCUGGUAGUGUGGAACGCGCGUAAACGAAAAUGUUCUUUUUUUGAAAUUCAUACAGAUACCACGCAUCGAGCAAUAAGAAUGUGGCUGUCUGUUGAAACUCUUUGCGCAUGAAGGGAUCGAAAAAGAAAAACAUAGAAGUGUUGUUAUGAAAUUCAAUACAACAUUACAAUACUCGUUUGGAUGAUGUAAUGGUUAUUAGAACAUAGGGUGUUUUAAUGUUGGCAAUAAGCUGUUUCAGAAUCUUUAAUAGAGGAUUUAAAGCAUGGGUGUUGAUAAAGUAAAUAAGAAUACGUUCCUUUAAUGAUGAAUGUCCGCCAUUUCAAAAAUUUUAUUUUUACGAUUGCUAGUAAGUCCAAUAAUAUAAAUAACGAUAAUUUAUACGUCUAGAUAGAGUCUCUUGCUAUUAGACAACCGAUAAAAAAAGGCCAGGAAUAAUACUUUAGUAUGCGUAACAAGCUACGCCUUACACUCACGAUUUGUAUGACACUUUAUUGUGCGUGAAUUGUUCAAAAUAGAGGUUAUUUCUAAAUCAAAUUUUUUUCGACGUUUUCACAGCUGUCAUAGUCUAUCUAGACGUCUAUCUAAGAGUUAGUUAAUGUAUCUACAGAAAUUCCAAUAACUAAGUAUCGCAGAGGUAUACAUCCGAAUUUGAAAUGUUAUUCUAGUAUUAAAUGGCUAUUUAAACGUAGAAAGAACCUGAAGAAAAUCUUUUUAACUAUCAGUAAUAAUUCAUGGCAUGAGACAUUGUUUAUAAAUCAUACAAAAUGCCCCAUCAAUCCCAUUCAUACAAGCUCUCUUGCUCUCCCUUUUCCCGUAGAAUAUUAUCUUGAUUAUAUUAUUAUCAACGGGUUCGUCCUGAUCCACUUUUCCUGCCAUAUCCAAUUACAAUAUUUUACAUUGAUUUUUUUUACAUACAUAUAAGUUGGUAUGUCGCUAUUGUAAGACGUGCAUCACAUAGAGUUAGAAUAUACUAGUGUAUAUAGUAUCUGAAAGCCCGAUAAUGCUUGACCAAUUUUGUUUUGAUACUAAGGAGCUAAUGCAAAGCGUGGCUGACUGUUUACGACUAAGUCGGCAAGUUUUGCCAUUCGAAAUCCGUUACAGAUAAUUUAUACGAGUUUCUUGAAAUCUUUUGUAAUGUCAAAAUUAUUUUCAAGAGAUCGUUAUUAGAUAAAGGAUUACGUAAUAUUUCUGAAUAAUUCCCAUUAAGUAUUAAAUUCUUUGGUCUAAACAUUGACCGGUCCUCAUAAAUCUAUCGAAAAAAAUAUUUAGAUAUCUAAUAUAUUAAUGAUACCUUGUAUUCAUGAUAAAAUAAGAGAUUUCAUUUCAAUCAGAUUCAAUUUAACUAGCUCCUUAGCUUAAUCUUGCACUGUCUUACAUAAGUUACUCCAAGUUUAAAAUUACUUCUGCCUGUAAUUCUGUCCCUCCCUCGUGUAGUUCUGUAGGGGCAAAGGUAAGAUAAUGACAAAAAGUUUUAAAUUUGGAAUAACUUAACUUAGCGUUUAAUAAUACUCCGGUACAGUUUACGACUUAGGAUGAGUUAUAGGUAUAUCGUCCUUAGAUUGUGCUCAGGCUGUACUUAAGUAAAACUGAGCUAAGUAUAAGCUUGGCAUAAUCUUUGAUUUUGUUUUUAUAGUCAUUUGACAGCUGAAAUUAUGCUUAGCCAAAUGCAAAAGUCAAGUUCGCGUUUUAUCACGCUCAGCUAAGUUAUACGUAAGUAAAGUCUGAGCAAAUUCGAAGUCGCAUCUCCGCCUUAGACAUACAUAAAUACACAUAUUAAUCAGCAAUUUUUUUGUACCUACCAGGAUUCGAACCUUACUUACAAGUCAGUUUACCUUUAAUCUAUGUGGUCGUACUAUAUUGAGACAUUGCAUUAGUCUUGGUACUUAUAUUAUUAAUACAUGUACCAAUGAAUGUUACGAACCUAUAUUUUCUAAGUAUUUUUAAAGGCAGAAUUAUAAUAAAAUGAGAGAUGAUA
Molecule: messenger RNA, 4048 nt
Organism: Leptidea sinapis
Lineage: Eukaryota; Metazoa; Arthropoda; Insecta; Lepidoptera; Pieridae
Exons: 6
Coding region: 186-1130 (314 amino acids)
Biological process (GO): positive regulation of actin filament bundle assembly
Cellular component (GO): actin cytoskeleton; nucleus; Z disc
Molecular function (GO): actin binding
Source: RefSeq, a predicted model, not a curated record